Endocarpon pusillum Z07020 is the source of this 4257-nucleotide messenger RNA. RefSeq lists its product as uncharacterized. The transcript has 3 exons. The record is from RefSeq and is a predicted model, not a curated record. Bases 1 to 4257 code for a protein of 1418 amino acids. Gene Ontology annotation, molecular function: ATP binding; P-type calcium transporter activity; ATP hydrolysis activity. Gene Ontology annotation, cellular component: intracellular membrane-bounded organelle; membrane. Gene Ontology annotation, biological process: intracellular calcium ion homeostasis; calcium ion transmembrane transport. NCBI's taxonomy places the organism in Eukaryota, Fungi, Ascomycota, Eurotiomycetes, Verrucariales, Verrucariaceae.
AUGUCGAAUAGUCCCGAGCACGGAGAUCCGUCUGCUGAUACUGAUGCUCCGGCUGGGUCUGGAGCACCUACAAUUAAUGUGGAUGGACCUGAACGACCAAGACCACUUCCCCGAAUACAAACUGACGGUUUGAGCGAAUUGCCAUCCACCAUCCCUGCCCAUCCCCCGUCAUCGGCUGAAGUCCAACGGGAGACCUCAGUGGAUACUACCAAUAGCCACCCGACAUCCGCACACAAUGUCUCAUCUGCUACCCACAAACCAAACGACAGCCUCGGACAGAACUUUCUGGCAGUGCCAAAUACACGGUCUCGAGGAAGCUCGAUCGAGUCCAAUGACAGCCGCUCUCCGUCCUCCUAUGGCGGCGACACCUAUAUCUCUUCUGCAGGGACCGCGGCUGAAGAUGGCAAAGAGAACCAUAACAACAGCAAAAUCAUGAACGCUGCAGAUGCCUUGAAACCCGACCCACAUAACGAGGCAGAGUUUCACGUGGAGAAUAACAAGUUCGCAUUCACCCCAGGACAACUGAACAAGAUGAUCAACCCAAAGAGCCUUGAAGCUUUCUACGCUCUUGGAGGUCUCGCUGGACUUGAGAAGGGCCUGCGUACCAAUCGGCAGAGCGGUCUGAGUGUGGACGAAGCUGACUUUGAUGGUACUAUCUCCUUCGACGAAGCUAUCCGAGCUGGCUCCGCAGAAAAGGAACUCGGACCUGUCAAACGAACAAACACGUCCGGGGCAAUGAUCUCUCCUGCAGAGCUUACAAGUAAUUCUUUUGCUGAUCGCAAGCGCAUCUUCAGUGAUAAUCGGUUACCUCAAAAGAAAGCCAAAACGAUCUGGGAGCUGGCUUGGAUCGCAUAUAAUGACAAGGUGUUGAUCCUGCUCUCUGUUGCUGCUGUGAUUUCGCUAGCUCUCGGAAUUUUUCAAUCGGUCAGGCCUAGACCCGGUGAGACUGAAGCUAAUGUGGAAUGGGUGGAAGGUGUCGCUAUUGUUGUUGCCAUCUUGAUUGUUGUUACAGUCGGUGCUGCCAAUGACUGGCAAAAGGAGCGCCAAUUCGUCAAGCUCAACAGAAAGAAGGAAGAGAGAUUCGUUAAAGUGAUUCGGUCGGGCAAAUCCCAAGAAAUCUCCGUCUACGACGUUCUGGUGGGAGACCUUAUGCAUCUUGAACCUGGAGAUCUAAUUCCUGUCGAUGGAAUCUACAUCGAAGGGCACAAUUUGAAGUGCGACGAAUCCUCUGCAACCGGUGAAUCAGACAUCAUUAAGAAAACGCCUGCAGACCAAGUUUUCCGAGCCAUCGAAAACCACGAGCCCUUAGGCAAGAUGGACCCUUUUAUUCUGUCAGGUGGAAAGGUCACAGAGGGAGUUGGAACGUUUCUGGUGACGUCUGUUGGGAUUUAUUCAAGCUAUGGCAAGACCAUGAUGUCUCUACAAGAUGAAGGGCAGACCACCCCACUGCAGUCUAAACUGAAUGUUCUGGCUGAGUACAUCGCGAAGCUUGGUCUUGCUGCAGGUCUGCUGCUUUUCAUUGUCUUGUUCAUCAAGUUUCUGGCAGAGUUGAACUCGAUCCAGGGAGGCGCUGAUGCAAAAGGUCAGCAAUUCCUCCAGAUUUUUAUCGUCGCUGUGACUGUUGUCGUGGUAGCUGUGCCCGAGGGCCUACCGCUGGCUGUCACCUUAGCACUUGCCUUUGCGACUACACGUAUGUUGCGUGACAACAACCUCGUGCGCGUGCUUAGAGCAUGUGAGACUAUGGGCAAUGCAACAACAGUGUGCUCUGAUAAGACCGGUACCCUCACACAAAAUAAGAUGAGUGUGGUUGCUGGGACUGUCGGUACAUCUUCACGGUUUAGCGACGCACAAACCGUCAGUGUGGCAGCAGGUGAAAAGGGCGACAAAGAAGCUGAAAUGCCGGGCGAUGCGCAGGGUGUUUCAUCGUCCGAGUUGACAUCCACGCUGUCGAAGGAAGUCAAGGAGUUGCUCAAAGACUCAAUCGUGCUUAAUUCGACAGCUUUCGAAGCUGAGGAAAAUGGCCAGGUCAUUUUCAUUGGAUCCAAAACCGAAACGGCUCUUCUCAAUUUCGCAAACGAACGACUGGGCAUAGGCUCUAUUGCACAGGAACGAUCAAAUGCUGACGUUGCCCAAAUGAUACCAUUUGACUCCGGUCGGAAGUGCAUGGCUGUUGUUAUCAAGAUGGGCAAUGGCAAUUAUAGGAUGCUUGUCAAGGGCGCUUCAGAGAUCCUCCUAGGCCGUUGUACGAGGAUAAUCCGAGACCCCACUCAGGGUGCCGCCGAGACUACGCUCACUUCUGAGAAUAUGGAAAGUCUCAACGCUAUUAUCAAGAACUAUGCCUCGCGGUCGCUACGGACAAUUGGUCUUCUGUAUAGGGACUAUGAUCGUUGGCCACCGCUUGGUGCACCAACACAAAAAGACGACCCUCGAUUGGCUGACUUCGAUAAAAUAUUCAAAGACAUGACCUUCCUGGGCAUCGUGGGUAUCCAGGAUCCAUUGCGUCCUGGUGUUACUGAAGCUGUACAUAAGUGCCAAGGUGCUGGUGUCUUCGUUCGCAUGGUAACAGGAGAUAAUCUGAUGACCGCGAAGGCCAUAGCCACGGAGUGUGGUAUCUUUACUGCUGGCGGCAUUGCCAUGGAAGGCCCCAUCUUCCGGAGGCUUACUUCGAAGCAAAUGACGCAGAUCAUUCCAAGACUGCAAGUUCUAGCACGAUCCAGUCCUGAAGAUAAACGCAUUCUGGUCAAACAAUUGAGAAAGCUGGGAGAAACAGUAGCAGUAACCGGGGACGGUACCAAUGAUGCACCUGCACUCAAAGCAGCCGACGUUGGGUUUUCUAUGGGUAUUGCAGGCACAGAGGUUGCCAAAGAAGCCUCAGCCAUCAUCUUGAUGGACGACAACUUCACUUCUAUUGUGAAGGCUAUUUCGUGGGGAAGAACUGUCAAUGAUGCCGUUAAGAAAUUCCUCCAGUUUCAAAUCACUGUCAACAUUACAGCUGUAGUGCUCACUUUUGUCUCGGCUGUGGCUAGCGGUGAUGAAAGCUCGGUUCUUACAGCUGUUCAACUUCUUUGGGUUAAUCUGAUCAUGGACACCUUUGCUGCGCUGGCCCUAGCUACCGAUCCGCCUACCCCAAGUCUGCUCAAACGGAAACCCGAGCCCAGGUCUGCUCCUUUGAUCACUCUGACUAUGUGGAAAAUGAUCAUAGGACAAUCCAUCUACCAGCUCGUCGUGUGCUUGAUCCUGAACUUCCGUGGUGCAGAUAUAUUCGGCUACACUGACCCACAUGAGCUGGAGCAAUUACCGACUCUCAUCUUUAACACGUUCGUUUGGAUGCAGAUUUUUAACCAAUACAACGCUCGUCGACUGGACAAUAAAUUCAAUAUCUUCGAAGGCAUAACCAAGAAUUACUGGUUCAUCGGCAUUCAGUUUGUCAUAGUUGGUGGUCAGGUAAUGAUCAUCUUCGUUGGUGGCGCAGCAUUUGCCGUAACUCGUCUGAAUGGACCUCAAUGGGGCUACUCCAUAGUUCUCGGGCUGUUGGCCGUACCCGUCGCUAUCAUAAUUCGGCUGAUUCCUGAUGAGCUCGUUCGAAAACUUCUCUCUUUCCUGCCGCGCCGACACUCUUCUACGCCAUCUUUCAUGUUCGAAGAUGACGAGCAGGUUCAAGAGUGGAAUCCAGCUCUGGAAGAUAUUAGAGAAGAAUUGACAUUCUUGAAGAAAGUACGUGGGGGUCGCAUGUCAGAGCUGGCUUACAAGCUCCAACAUCCACGACAAAGCUUCGUUCCCCGUUCGAGAAGCGGCUCUCGUUCUCGGUCUAAUAACUCAUUGCCACCGAGUCCUCAGGAGCCAGAGAAAGCAGUGCCACCCGCAGCUGUGUCCCCCCCAACACCAGAAAAGGGCAAGAGACGUGACCGAUCUCGGUCUAAUUCUCGCUUUGGCCCUGCUGCGGCCAUGGCGGGAAUCAUCGCUGGUAGCGUUGCAGGUGGUUGGUCGCCUGUAGAACGAGGACAAGAGGAGACAGACUCGAUCAAAUUCUCCAAAUCACAGAUUCAUGGUGGCCUGGGUGCCACGAACGGCAUUGAGGUACAUCCAGACACAAGGCCGGAUGAUCCAGUCAUUGUUGAGAAUCCAGAAAAGAGUCGAGUGCCACCGAGUCAGAAUCCAGCUUUGACUCCCCGAUUUGAUCACGCAACGAACAACAACGAUUCGACCAACAGUAAACGAGGACAUCACCAUUCUCACCAUGCAUCUUCGAACGCCUAG